Pungitius pungitius (ninespine stickleback) is the source of this 3375-nucleotide messenger RNA. RefSeq names its product adenosine receptor A1-like. Gene Ontology annotation, biological process: G protein-coupled adenosine receptor signaling pathway. Gene Ontology annotation, cellular component: synapse; plasma membrane; dendrite. The coding region runs from base 1804 to 2781 and encodes 325 amino acids. The record is from RefSeq and is a predicted model, not a curated record. NCBI's taxonomy places the organism in Eukaryota, Metazoa, Chordata, Actinopteri, Perciformes, Gasterosteidae. Gene Ontology annotation, molecular function: G protein-coupled adenosine receptor activity. The transcript has 2 exons.
CUUAUCUAAUUUAAUGUUUUAUAGUGUUGUGUUUUCCAAUAAAGGCCUCCAAAGCAACAAAGCCCUCCGUAGUUCAGAAUAUCCGUUGCUAGGCAACCACAGAACACGCUGUACAUCCGUUUGUAAAAUGUCAGGUAGAGGUGCUGGUGCAGGCUGAAGGCAGGACUCAAAUGCAGGGUCUUCCAACCAAGUGCUCUUUAUUCUCUAACAAAACAGGACAACGUGCACCACCGACGAGUAACAUGGACAAUGACGCGACAGGGGACAACAGGCUCACGGGGCUUAAAUACACUAGGGAGGUGCAAGUGAUUGGACACAGGUGGAAACAAUCAGGCAAUCACCGGACAAGGCAGGAAGUGAAGUUCACCCAGAGACACGAGAGACAAGAAACUACAAAAUAAAACAGGAAAGAGAACCAAACCGUGACAGUAAAACGGGUUCCGAUGAGUUAAAAUAUAUUUUUUAUAUAUUAAUAACUAGUUGUAUGUGUAGAAGAAAAUACUCUAAGGAGAGAAACUGGUUUCUGCCAAGGAAGAAUUAUAAACCAGCAGUGGUGGACUGUAACUGAAAGGCUGCUGUAUUACCGUUACUCCACUAUUCGACCGGCCAGUUGGGAUACCAAUUCUGGUCUAUUAUUAAGGAUUUCGCUACACUGUUCCAUAUACAGUCAUUAAAAUCAACAUGAAGCUCCACCUUUACCAACAACAUGUAAGUGAUUCGCAUAUUGAUACAAAAAUAAUAAUAAGCCAUUAAAAUGAUACAAAUGAACUGUCCUGAAUAAUUGCGUAGUCAUGGUACUACAAUAUACAAUUGUACAAUUGUAUAUGACAUCUGCCCUGAGCGGCAGCAAAAGAAAUUCCCCCCAACGACUGCAGACCUGUGAUGGUUUUGGCUGAUGUGGAUGCUGGAAUGAUGAAGCUGAUGAACGUGAUGUAGAUUGGGCAGAGAUGGGGAGGUGGGAGGAUGCGUGACAGCAAUGAAUGUACAUGAAGGUACAGAGACAGCAAUGAAUGAAACGGCAUUAAGAUGACAAAGUCAUUGUUUUGUUGUGCGUAUUGUCCUGAUUGACAGCUCCGCACAAUGACUCCAUGGAAAUGAUGAGUGUGAUUGCUUGAGGAGUGAUUGGCACAUGAAUGAGCAGUAAGGGACGGGUUAGGCGUGGGUUUUCCUGCCUGAACUCCGCUCCAAACAUCACUUGGUCAGCACGGGUUUAAAUGUGCCUAAUAAAAUACAUUUGAUUGACUGAAGUAUUAUUAUUAUUGUUUAGUGACAAACAACUCUCUGUCUCUAUUUGAGUAUAGUAAGCUGUAUCAAGGAUGUGGUUUUGUGGCUUAUUCUUUAGUUACAUUUCAUGUAAUUUAGUGACUGCCAGUAAGUGCAUUUCAACAAUAAGGAAACAAACUCAAAAGAACAAGAAACAACAGUGCAAGUGCAAUUUUAUUAAAUAAGCCCAUUUAGAACUUGUUAUAGAUAAGAGCCAUUAUUAGUACAGUUUGUUAGUGUUUCAGUCUGAAGAGGAGGGUCUUUAGGUUGCGGUAGAAGAAGUGAAAGUUCUCUGUGGUCCUGGUGUCAUCAGAGAUCUCGUUUCGUAGCCAGGGCACCAGAGUCUUUAGUGACUCAUAUACCACUGCAACUGUGGUUAGAUUUAUCGCCAGACCUAAAGUGUGGUUUUAUGCUCUGGCAGGAAAACAAAAAAAAAGAUGAUAAAGGGUGUGGACUUCCUUCAAAGGUUUCAUUUCAACACAUUCAAACUGAGACUUUCCACUCCUUUCACCAUCGGACAUCAUCCAGAUCAGGAGCGCAAUGGAGAAGAUAGUCGUGAUCUACACGGUGUUGGAGUUGCUCAUCGGCGCUAGCUGCUGUCUUGGUAAUGCGCUGGUCAUUUUGGCGCUGUGGGCCAGUAAAAGCCUUCGCCAGCCCACCUUCUGCCUCAUCGUCUCUCUGGCUGUCACCGACUUUCUGGUCGGCAUCGUGGUCGUGCCCAUAGCGCUGUUCGUGGACAGCAGAGUAGAGAUGUCUUUCCACGGCUGUCUCUUCCUCAGCUGUGUGACCAUCCUGUUGACCCUGGUCUCAGUUUUGUGUCUCAUGGCCAUUGCAGUGGACCGCUUCCUCCGGGUGUUUGUACCUCUCAGGUACAAAAGGACAGUAACGCAGAGACACUCUUGCCUUGUGGUAGCAGCGUGUUGGCUGCUUGGAAUCCCCCUGAGUUUUGCUCCCAUGCUUGGAUGGAACAAAAAUGGCUCCGUGUCCAACUCGACUAUUGAAUGCAAGUUCAUAGAUGUGAUCCCCUUGUCAUACCUGGUGUACUUCAACUUCUUUCUCUGCAACCUGGUACCUCUGACCGUGAUGACUGCGUUGUACGGCUACAUUUUCUGCACCAUCCGAGGAAACCUUCGAGAGAAACCAGGCAACAGGCCCCAAAACUCAUCUCAGGACUACCUGAAGAAGGAGAAACAGCUGGCAGGGUCUCUGUCUCUGGUCUUGUUUCUGUUUGCCGUGUCCUGGCUCCCUCUCCACAUUAUGAACACCAUUAAUUACUUUACAUCACCAGAUACUGUACACGAAAUAGCUAUCUAUGUUGGCAUCGUGCUGGUACACGCUAACUCGGCUGUAAACCCAGUCGUGUAUGCGUUCAAAAUAAAAAAGAUCAGGACAGGGUACAUGAAGCUCUGGAGAAAGUACGUAACAUGUGGAGAAGAAACACCAGUGACUCAGACAACGCAGUCGACAGACAACAAUCUCAGUAACAGUAAUAGGAUCAGCGUGGCCUUAAACGAAUGAAGUAACAAAUAUAAAGCUUGGCCAUUUCAUCUAUACUCAGCUUUGCAUUUUUUUCUGAUGAUGUAUUUUGUGUCUUUACUUUUUUGUGAGUUUUUACUUCCUGUCCGCUAUAAACAAAUAUGUUUCCCACUGUUGUAACUAAACUUUCGCAAUACUGUAGUCUAAUUGUAGUGUUGGACGCACACGUUAGACAACGUUUUUGUGUGAUUGAGUUAAACUGCAAACAAGUGUACUAUCCCUUAACCUUUUGUAUUAAAGACCUAGAAGCCUAACAGAAAGUGAGACUCAUCUGUAACUUUGAUCUGACUAAAACUCUUUGUGGUUUGAACCACUGCUUUAUCAAACUGUGUGUUGUGCCCAUCAAUCAUAUAAUAAGAAUGACUUAAUAUUAUUACAACUGAUAUACUAUCAACUUCUACUUAGAAUUCUUGAUAAUAAGAAUAUGAGAAUAGAAGAAAGAUAUGAUGACCAAAGGUGUUUAAGGCAUAAGAACAAUAUGUCACCUAAACGUCUAUUUACAAGUAUGUUCAUUUAAAGGGAUUAAAUAAACUAAAUAUUUGUAGAAUACACUGUUAUUAUAGAAUCUCACAUCAU